CUUCAGUCACCUGCCGGCUCCGGUAAACGGUGGCAAAGUGUCUCUCCGCGAAGGGUCAAUCGGUUCCCGGAAAGUGCUUUCGUUCUAGAAUAGCUAAUAGGUACCUACUUGAAACCCCGAGGUGAUUGUGAUUAGACUGAACUGGAUUAGUACGAUGUGGUCGACGUUCAAAGGUGUUGUGAUUCUGAUAGCGUUGCUCGGAGCUUGUCGAGCAGUACCGCGCGAUGGCUAUGGUCCUGGAAAGCAGGACUGGGGCUUCGUCGAGGUCCGGAACGGCGCGCACAUGUUUUGGUGGCUGUAUUACACCACCGCCGAUGUAUUGGAGUUCACCGAACGACCACUGGUGAUCUGGCUGCAAGGUGGUCCCGGAGCCUCCUCCAUGUACGGCAACUUUGAGGAACUUGGUCCGCUAACUCUGGAGGGCGAGCCACGCAAUCAUACCUGGGUCAAGGACUACAAUGUCCUUUUUAUCGACAACCCGGUCGGAACAGGAUUUAGUUACGUGGAAAAUACAACCCUGCUGACGAAGGAUAACGCCCAAAUCGCUGACGAUUUGUUAACUUUCAUCAAAGAGUUCUACAAACUGAACCCGGAGUUCACGACCACCCCGCUGCACAUCUAUGCCGAAAGCUACGGGGGGAAGAUGGCGCCGGAGUUCGCGUGGGUUUUGGACAAAGCCAUUAAAAACGGAGAACUGGACAUCGAACUGGCAUCGGUCGGGAUUGUUGCUCCGUGGGUAUCGCCAAUCGAUUCGGUCCUGUCCUGGGGAGAGUUCCUUCUCAAUAUGGGAUUCGUGGACACGAAAGGAUACCGCGAGAUUCAGGCGGCUGCCAUUCAGACUGAACAUACGCUCAAUGAAGGCAAAUACGAGGAUGCCACCUGGCAGUGGGGUAGAACCGAAGGAGUUAUCAUCGAACAAACGCUAGGAAUCGAUUUCUAUAAUGUGCUGUUCGCCCAGGACUUUACAUCCACAAAGUCUCGGUUGGCAAUGUUUGCCAAGGAUAUGAAACAGGCAACCCUUGACAGUGCUCUUCGUUUAGCUACUGAAGAUCGUGAUCAAAUGCUAGAAGAUUUGAUGCGUGGUCCAGUGGCCACAGCUCUACAGCUCCCCGCCGAAUCAGUCUACAACGCUCAGGGCAACGCCGUCUUUCAAAGUAUGGCCGGAGAUUUCAUGAAACCGGCGAUGCACGUCGUGGAACUGCUUCUUAACAGCACCAAUUUGGAAGUGGCCGUCAUUACUGGCCAGUUGGAUCUGAUUGUUGCCACCGCUGGCAAUGUUGUGUGGUUGGAGAAGUUGCAAUGGACAGGACGCAACGGCUACUUGGCCGCCCCAAGGAAUGGAAUUGGUCCGCAGGGUACACUCGAGGGCUAUGAAAAGAGCUUCGGAAAUCUGCACAUGUACUGGGCUCUUCGAGCGGGACAUAUGGUUCCUGCCGAUAACCCGGUGUUGAUGGAUUAUAUUCUUAAGAAGCACGUCGUGUUCCCCGAAAAUUGAUGCUCACCCAAAACAUGAUGAUUAAAAAUAUUUUCGACAUUCUAGUCAUAGGAAAGGAAGUGUAUGAGUGCUCUAAAAAGAUAAAUCAAUAGACGGAUGAAUUUAAUAAAUUAACGGACAUUUCUCUAUCUGAAAA
Messenger RNA from Armigeres subalbatus, 1631 nucleotides. RefSeq names its product retinoid-inducible serine carboxypeptidase-like. Gene Ontology annotation, molecular function: serine-type carboxypeptidase activity. Lineage: Eukaryota; Metazoa; Arthropoda; Insecta; Diptera; Culicidae. The transcript is spliced from 4 exons. Gene Ontology annotation, biological process: proteolysis. The record is from RefSeq and is a predicted model, not a curated record. Bases 155 to 1495 code for a protein of 446 amino acids.